Helobdella robusta is the source of this 2976-nucleotide messenger RNA. RefSeq lists its product as hypothetical. The record is from RefSeq and is a predicted model, not a curated record. The transcript has 4 exons. The coding region runs from base 1 to 2976 and encodes 991 amino acids. NCBI's taxonomy places the organism in Eukaryota, Metazoa, Annelida, Clitellata, Rhynchobdellida, Glossiphoniidae.
AUGGCCAUAUUUUCCAGCAUGAAUUUGGAAAAUAAAGGCAUCAAAUUAUUUUACAUCACUGAAUCACUGAUCAAAUAUGCAGCUCCCUCCUGGUGCAGUUUUGUUACACAACAACAACUUCAGCAACUACAAUCUCCCAUCAAAAAACUGGUUCGCCUCAACUAUCUACCUGCAACCUAUCCUACCGUCACUCAAAUGUUCAACAAACUCGAUUCAAGACUGAUCAAGAAAGAUUGCGUCACUAAUAUUGUGCCAUCAAAUCAUUGUAGCUAUACGCCAUUCAUCAAACACGAAAGCGAUUGCAAUUAUACAGCAAAGGACAAAACAAAUAUAGAAAAAAAUUAUUAUCAAGAAAAAUCUGCUAAAUUAAAUACUGAGACAGAAUUGAAGUGUGCAUCGUCAAAAUUCCCUCCCAAAAAUUCAUGCUAUGGCUCAUCUCCUAACAACUGCAACAAAGAAAUUACGUUUACAUCAAACGUUUCAAAACUUUUUUUUGAAAAUGUUUAUGGAACACGUCAAAAUCAUUUUCAAAAUAAUUUAAACAAGAAGACGAAUGACGAAACUUUGACGAAUUUUCAAACAAUUUCUAAAGUUAAUAAAAUAAACACAUUUUGCGAAAAUUCUUGUAAAAAUUCAAGUUCGUCAGUUAAACAAAACAACAAUAUAAAUUUUGAUAUUGAAGACAGUAUUCCUCGUAACAGUUCUAAUUUAAGAUGCGAAUCCAAAAAUAUAGAAGUUGUCUCUCAAAUAUCUCCAAUCUUGAAGCAUUCGUUGAUUAGUUCUAAAAAUAAAGAAUGUGGGGUAACGACGUUAGAGAAUGAAUUAUGCAACGGCUUUAUGGUGAAUUCUUGCGCUGUCCUCAAAUGUUCGACCUCUCAACUGCUACCAUCUGUAACUAACACAUCAACCAACCGUCUUCAAACAAGCAGUAACGACACAAAUAUUUUAAAGGCAAAAACAAAAAACGUCAGUUGUCCUUUAUUAGGAAAACCUGAAUUAAAUUCAACGAUACAGCAUUUAAAUUUUAUUAAUUCGAAGAAUUUUGAUGUAUAUCUCAAUACUUCGAAGAAUGUCAGCUCAUCAAGCAACCAAAUUUCUAAUGUUAAUUUAGUUAGUAAUAUUAAGACUUAUGAAUGUUCUUUGCCAACGACGUUAAAUUUGACAACGCAAAAUAUAUCUACAAUGACUUUUACUUCAACCCAAGUUAAUUUAAGUAAUGCACUAUUAAAAUCUUGCAUUUUACCAUCAUCUAGUUUUUUUAAUUUUCAUUUAAGUAAUCAACGUCAAAAAUCAGUCGCUAGUUUAGCAAAAAUAAAUUGUGAUUUGACCCCAUUAAAUUCAAAUACUAAUCUCCCGCAAACUUAUACUCCACCUAUUCGUUUUAAUCCUGAAUUAUGGCAUGCAAAUUCUAAAUCAAUAAAUUACAGCGACCAAAAUAUUUUAUCUAUUUUAAAGCAAACAAAAGCUAUUUCAGAUUCGACUCAUAACUGUGAAUCAGUGGGUGGUAUAAAAGGCAUGUCAAAUCUAAAUGAUAACUUCAGAUUUAUUAAUAGGAAUCAACGCAAAAUUUGCUUGAACGGAAAUAACGAAUGCAAGUUUGUUAAUGAUAAAAUCUCUUCAAAUUAUUUUGAUUUCGAAAAAAUAUCGAAAAGUUUAUUUCAAUUUGAUGAGAGUAAAUUGUUGAAUAAAUAUCGACAUAAUUUGUCACCACAUUCCCAUUACAAUGUUAGUAGCAAAAAUGAUCAUCACACCGCGACUAUUUUUGUAAAAGAUUUUAAAAAUAAUUUUUCAGAUGUUAUCCAAAAUAAAAAUAUAGAUAACGCUUCAACCAAUAAUACUUCAGUAAAAAAUGUUCGUUAUGCUUGUUCGUGUAUCGAAAUUUCACAAAAUAAAAAUUCCGUUUUAUUCAACCAUCACCCUUCAUUUGCACAUGCUUCAGCUGAACAAUCUUAUCAAUUAUUAAAUGAGAAUAAGUUUGGUGCGCACUCUAAAAUGGUAAUGGAAUGCGAAAAUAAGAAAUUAUUUUCAAAAAUUGAAAUUGCCCCGUGUAGGUCAUGUCUAAAUGUUUCUGAUUCAAAUGGCGAGUACAAGAAAAAAAAUAUUUUAAAUUGGGAAUUGAAUGAUUAUUAUGAAUAUGUGAAUUCUAGAAAUGAGUUUUCUAAAAUUUUUCUAUCAAAUAAUAUACCAACAAAUGAAAUUUUUAAUCACUGCAUCACUAAAAACUACGUUCGUAAAAAUGAAAAUGAAGCAGUGUUACCAUAUUUUGGAGUUAAUAAAACUAAGUAUAAUUUUAGACAGGACAAUUUUAAGCCACCUCGACCAGAAAAACUUUGCAAUUAUGAAAACUCUUUUUCUUAUGCUACCUCAAUUUAUGGCAAUGACGCAAAUGCAAACAUAGACCAAAAAACGUUCAAUAUUGAACGGAAUAAUAUAGGUGCUCAGCAAUUAGCAUAUAAGGAAACAGAUCAUGGAAGCUUACAACUAUCUUCUUCAAAUAACAAUUUUCUGUGCAGCAGCAACAAUUUUGUUAGUUACGUGAACUUAUCAAAUCAAGAUUUGCCAAUAAAUAAUUUUGGUAAAUGUUCGCAAAUGUGUUCUAAUCCGCUCCAUAACAAGGAUAACUUGAAUGGCGUAAUCUGCAAUUGUACAGAGUUUAAAAAUUGUUACGGCAACGAUCUAUAUCGACUAAAUGAACCAAUAGACAACAGGGUGGCAAAUAUAUCAAAUCCAAUUGGGAUGAACAAUGCUGUAAAUUUUGAAUUAGUUAACGCUGAAUCUUUAUGUGUGAACAAUUUUGCUAGUGAAAAAAUAGAUAAUAACAAAAUAAUUUCUCGAGACUAUGAACUAAAAGAUCAACAUCGUUUAAAUGCACCUAACUGUUCAAUCAUGCCUAUCUCAAAUGAAGCCGAGAGUUUCCAGCAAAAUAAAUUUAGAGAGAAAAUAUGUAAUUUCUACCCGAAGUCUUGCAUGAAGUAA